CCCACUCUGUCUCUCUCUCGUCUUUCCCGCGCCGCGGUUCCUGCCUCCUCCAAAAUCACCGUCUCAACCCAUGGCGCAGCGGCUGGGGACUUCGCCGCGGGUGCAGAUGGACAUGCUGCUGCCGAUCGCCGCACACGGGGGCGCAUUCCGCGACGACGACCGCGACGAUGACAACGACGAGAAUCCCAACGCCGACAGUCUAACGGCAGCCGGGCUUUCUUCCUUGCCGUCUUACCACCACGCUCACCAGCAUCCGAGGCUGACCACCACCACUGCUGCUACUCACUCCAUGCCAUCAGCAACGAGCCCUGCGCUUGCUGCAGCAGCGCGUCAGGAGCAACAGGAGCAGCGGGAGCAACAAGGGCAGAGCGCGGACGCUACUUUUGCAGCUAGCGUGGACCACUUGCAGUUGCAGGAGAGCAGCACCCUCCCGCCAAUACGCAGUGCAAUGCUCGCUUCACCCAUCACCGCAGAGCUCGCAGCAGCAGCAACAGCAGCAGCGCCGGGUGCAGGAGAGUCGCCAGGACUCGACAAACUGCACGCGGACCUUGCUUCAACCCACUCUGACCAUCUCAUUGCCCUUGCUGCAGCGACUGCCACCCCCUCAGCGACAGCACAAGCAGUAGCAGCAGCAGCAACAAUAACCACAACCGCAGCAGCCGCAGCAGCGGCAGCGGCCUCACGCGAAAAUGCCCGUCGUGCCGCUGCCUCUGCAGCCGUUGUCCUCAGCAGAACGGGCGGCACCUCGUUCUCCGACCUCCUCCGCGCAGUAGAAGCUGGCAGCGGGUCUGCUGGCGAGUACUACACCACGUCCAUCCGUCCAUCGACUGCCGCCAUCCCCUACGUGAGUCCCAACCUGCCUCCGCUGGCGUUUGCGGCUCCCGUUCCGUCGGUCAGCAUCCCUUCACCGGCGCUACACUCCGCAACCCCUGUCUCUCUGUCGCUUUCCACCUCCAUGACUUCCACGCAGGGCUCGUUGUCUCUUUCGACCUUGUCGUCAGACUCGCUCGCUGCCGCCUUCGCGUCGUCCAACGGUUUUCCCAAGCAACCUACAUCCCCAACACACAUGCGCGCUUCCCCAUCGUACAGCUCUCUGCAAAACCACCACAGCGCCAGCCUGAUGGGACAGCAUCACCUUGCCUUUGAGUCUUCCCACCUCCAAUUGGAGCCCUUCCACGACUCGCCCCCGUCGUCCAUGCCGUCAAGUCGGACGAACAGCGACAGCUCUUCGCGCUCUGCACACAUCAUGGCACACAAGCAGCAGCAACAGCAGCACCAGCAACACCAGCAGCAUCAGCAACAACACCACCAACAACAACUUCACCACCACUACCAUCAGCAACACCAUCACCCAACCGGCCUCUCGACACCGCGCUCGCUGCGAAGUGAAUCAUGCGACUCAAUCCCCUCUGCCCUCAAUGGCGAGCUUGGUCAACUACGACGGCUGUCCGAAGGCUCUGGGUCGCCGUGCCCGUCGCCUUCGGCCUUGUCAAUGGCUUCCUCAACCACUGCGCGGUCGUCGCUGGAGCUGUCCAGUGCGACCAUUGCCGCCGCCACAGCCUCCUCCAACCAAGUCUUACCUGCCGACGCGUUCCUCCCAAUCGCCGCGCAAGGGGCGAGAAAAGCUUCGGCAAUAUCGGUCUCGGCAGUGUCCACACUCUCCGAACCGACGUCUCCAACAAACACCUUAGUUUACUAUAGCAAUGUUACCUCACCAAUAGCAACGCCAUCGGCCAUCGCGACUCCGCCCCGUGCCCCAGUCAGCCCUGCUUCUGCUGCCGCCACGAUGGUCCCUCACCGCCACGACCGGCCGAAUCCCAUGGCGAGUCUGACCUUGAUGCCCGACGACAUUCCCAGCGUUCUCGCCGCCCUGAUUGACCCCCGCGCCGGUGGCCUCGAAAUCCGCGAUCGCCCGUGGUUGCUCUUCACGCUGCGCAGCUGCUUUGUGGGCAAGGAGGCGAUCGACUGGUUUAUCUGCCGCCUCAACCUCGAUGUCGACGAGAGCCGGCGCUACGGACAAAAGCUGCUUGAUCUUGGCCUCGUCAAGCACAGCUCCCCCACCAUCGGCUUCAAGGAAGCGGGCAUGUAUGCCUUCGACAUGCCGGUUGUCAAUGCCACCAUCCUGGCUGCAAAGGAAGCUGCGGCGUCCCGCAUCGAGACGAGCUUGGCCCCGUCGACCAUCACGUCCCCCCAGUCUCAUUCAGUCACCUCCUCCGGCCCACCUUCGCUGACUUCAUCGCAAGUCUUUACCGCGCCGGCCAUGCCUCUUCCGUCGGUCGCGCCGGUCGUGGGCUCGUAUUCCGCCCCAAUCACGCCCUGGGCUUCGCCGACCAGCUCGUUCAAAAAGCCGGCUCAAGCCGUGCCCACACACAGCGCCCGCGACUUUGGGCGAAUGCAAGAGGUCGUGUGGUCGACUACUCAGAAUCGAUUUGUACCAAAGUGGGAAGCCACACAAUAGUUUUUUUCGUUUUGUUGGCGUUAAGUUUUUAUCUAUACAAAUAAAUUGUUUUCAAAACCCAG
Messenger RNA from Capsaspora owczarzaki ATCC 30864, 2520 nucleotides. RefSeq lists its product as hypothetical. Gene Ontology annotation, biological process: intracellular signal transduction. Bases 71 to 2458 code for a protein of 795 amino acids. The record is from RefSeq and is a predicted model, not a curated record. The transcript has a single exon. Lineage: Eukaryota; Filasterea; Ministeriida; Capsasporidae.